Molecule: messenger RNA, 591 nt
Organism: Morone saxatilis (striped sea-bass)
Lineage: Eukaryota; Metazoa; Chordata; Actinopteri; Moronidae
Gene: mdfic2
Product: MyoD family inhibitor domain containing 2
Exons: 3
Coding region: 1-591 (196 amino acids)
Source: RefSeq, a predicted model, not a curated record
AUGACAACUCCUUUAAAGCUUCCUGUGAAUGAUGAGGAUUGUCUCGAGCUUGAGAAAAUAGGGGACCAUGUGUGUGAUGGAAGCAUCCCCAAGCCAGUUUUGAGCAGUCCAUCUAAAAAGAUGAUGGGCAGCAGUUCAGUCAGUGGGGUACGCAGACUGAGCACCAUCUCAGAGCAAGAACCAGACAAACUGGACACUGAUCCCAGUUCCCAUGAUGCCCGGCGUGGCAGUGAGUGGGGUGGAUCCAGCUUCUCUUUGUGUUCUGACAAGUUUAUAAACAGCAGCAGUCAUUUUUCCUCUGAUGAUUCAUACCAGCCUGACACUGGAGAUGACUGUGCAGCACUUGUUCUCGCCUGUCUGCACUGCCGUUUCCAUGAGUUAAUGGUCCUUCUACCGGAUACAUGUGAGAGGGCUGUGAGACGCUGUUUUCCCUCGUACAAAUACAUCAAGACCUCCAGUGAGAGAGAACAGCAGGGAAAGGAUUGCUGCAAUUACAAGCUGGAACUGGACUGUAACUGCUGCGGCUCCUGUCAAGACGCGGGAGAACUCAUAGAGCUUGCAAUGGAGAUAUCGGAAGUGUGCUAUCGCUGA